Molecule: messenger RNA, 6527 nt
Organism: Pipistrellus kuhlii (Kuhl's pipistrelle)
Lineage: Eukaryota; Metazoa; Chordata; Mammalia; Chiroptera; Vespertilionidae
Gene: RBM27
Product: RNA binding motif protein 27
Exons: 21
Coding region: 197-3364 (1055 amino acids)
Biological process (GO): mRNA processing
Cellular component (GO): nucleus
Molecular function (GO): metal ion binding; RNA binding
Source: RefSeq, a predicted model, not a curated record
GCCGUUGGGGUAGGUUGAGUGAGGGCUCUUGGGUUAGUUCCUGUUAGGCCCCGGCCGGGGGAGUAGGUUCAAGUCUCUGAAGAUGCCCGGUGGGCUGGGGCACCGGGGGCUGUGAAGAAGGCGUGAGGGGGGCGACGAGGGGGAGACCGCGGCAGGCCCACACGAGAGCGGCGGCCGAGCCCGCCUUCCCUGCACCAUGCUCAUAGAGGAUGUGGAUGCCCUCAAGUCCUGGCUGGCCAAGUUACUGGAGCCGAUAUGUGAUGCUGACCCUUCAGCCUUAGCCAACUACGUUGUUGCACUGGUCAAGAAGGACAAACCUGAGAAAGAAUUGAAAGCCUUCUGUGCUGAUCAACUUGACGUCUUUUUACAAAAAGAAACUUCAGGUUUUGUGGAUAAACUAUUUGAAAGCCUCUAUACUAAGAACUACCUUCCGCCUUUGGAACCAGUUAAGCCUGAGCCAAAACCAUUAGUCCAAGAAAAAGAAGAAAUUAAAGAAGAGGUAUUUCAGGAGCCAGCAGAGGAAGAACGAGAUGGCAGAAAAAAGAAAUAUCCUAGUCCCCAGAAGACUCGUUCAGAAUCGAGUGAACGAAGGACACGUGAGAAGAAAAGAGAAGAUGGCAAGUGGAGAGACUACGAUAGGUACUUUGAACGGAAUGAAUUGUACCGUGAGAAGUAUGAUUGGAGAAGAGGCAGGAGUAAAAGCCGGAGUAAGAGCCGAGGCCUGAGUCGAAGUCGAAGCCGAAGUAGGGGGCGCAGCAAAGACCGGGAUCCAAAUAGGAAUGUUGCAGAGCACAGGGAAAGAUCCAAGUUUAAGAGUGAAAGGAAUGACUUGGAGAGUUCAUAUGUGCCUGUGUCCGCACCGCCUCCAAACUCUUCGGAGCAGUAUUCCUCUGGGGCCCAGUCUAUUCCCAGCACUGUUACUGUGAUUGCACCUGCGCACCACUCUGAAAACACCACAGAGAGUUGGUCUAAUUACUAUAACAAUCAUAGCUCUUCCAAUUCUUUUGGUCGAAACCCACCACCAAAGAGGCGAUGCAGAGAUUAUGAUGAAAGAGGAUUUUGUGUACUUGGUGACCUUUGUCAGUUUGAUCAUGGAAAUGAUCCCCUGGUUGUUGAUGAAGUUGCUCUGCCAAGCAUGAUUCCUUUCCCUCCACCUCCUCCUGGGCUUCCUCCUCCACCACCUCCUGGCAUGUUAAUGCCUCCAAUGCCAGGCCCAGGCCCUGGUCCUGGCCCUGGUCCAGGCCCAGGCCCAGGCCCAGGUCCAGGUCCUGGCCACAAUAUGAGACUUCCUGUUCCCCAAGGACAUGGCCAGCCUCCACCUUCUGUUGUGCUUCCCAUACCAAGACCACCCAUAACACAGUCAAGCUUAAUAAAUAACCGUGACCAGCCUGGGUCAAGUGCAGUGCCCAAUCUUGCACCAGUGGGAGCAAGACUACCUCCUCCUUUACCCCAGAACCUCCUUUAUACAGUAUCAGAACGACAGCCCAUGUACUCUCGUGAACAUGGUGCUGCUGCAUCUGAGCGACUUCAGUUGGGGACACCACCUCCUCUGUUGGCAGCUCGUUUGGUGCCACCUCGAAACCUCAUGGGAUCUUCCAUUGGGUACCAUACCUCAGUCUCCAGCCCCACCCCUCUGGUCCCAGAUACAUAUGAACCAGAUGGUUAUAACCCAGAAGCUCCUAGUAUUACCAGUUCUGGUAGAUCUCAGUACAGACAGUUCUUUUCAAGAACACAGACACAGCGCCCAAACCUGAUUGGCCUAACAUCUGGAGAUAUGGAUGCAAAUCCAAGAGCUGCUAACAUUGUCAUCCAGACUGAACCACCAGUUCCUGUUUCAAUUAAUAGCAACAUAACCAGAGUAGUUCUUGAACCAGAUAGCCGAAAAAGAGCUGUGGGUGGCCUGGAAGGGCCACUCACAAAGAAGCCUUGGCUUGGAAAACAAGGGAAUAACAAUCAGAGUAAACCAGGAUUCUUAAGAAAGAAUCAGUAUACAAAUACCAAGUUAGAAGUCAAGAAAAUUCCUCAGGAGUUAAACAACAUUACCAAGCUCAAUGAACACUUCAGCAAAUUUGGAACUAUUGUUAACAUCCAGGUUGCUUUUAAGGGAGAUCCAGAAGCAGCCCUUAUCCAAUAUCUUACCAAUGAGGAGGCCAGGAAAGCCAUUUCUAGCACUGAAGCUGUUCUAAACAACCGAUUCAUUCGAGUCCUGUGGCAUAGAGAAAACAAUGAGCAACCAGCAUUACAGUCUCCAGCACAGCUGCUCCUACAACAACAGCAAACACUUAGUCACAUGUCACAACAGCACCAUCAUCUGCCACAGCACCUUCAUCAGCAAUCUUCUACUGCAACGGUACAUGGAAGUAUCCAGAAGAUGAUGAGCAAACCACAGACACCGGGUGCAUAUGUUCUUAACAAAGUUCCUGUGAAACAUCGUCUUGGACAUGCAAGUGCUAACCAGAGUGAUGCGGCACAUUUGUUAAAUCAGUCAGGUGGUGCUGGAGAUGAUUGCCAGGUAUUUUCACCUCCAGGCCAUCCAAAAACGGUUUAUAGCUCCUCAAACUUAAAGACCCCUUCAAAACUUUGUUCAGGAUCUAAAUCUCACGAUGUUCAAGAAGUUCUUAAAAAGAAGCAGGAAGCAAUGAAGCUACAACAAGAUAUGAGGAAAAAAAGGCAAGAAGUAUUAGAAAAACAGAUAGAAUGCCAGAAGAUGCUAAUAUCCAAGCUAGAAAAAAACAAAAACAUGAAACCAGAAGAGAGAGCAAAUGUAAUGAAGACUUUGAAAGAGCUUGGUGAAAAGAUCUCACAACUGAAAGAUGAAUUAAAAACAUCUUCUGCAGUCUCCACACCAUCGAAAGUAAAGACCAAAACAGAGGCCCAAAAAGAACUAUUAGAUACUGAAUUGGACCUUCACAAGAGGCUGUCUUCAGGAGAAGACACAACAGAAUUACGGAAAAAACUCAGUCAGUUACAGGUUGAGGCUGCACGAUUAGGUAUCUUACCAGUGGGUCGUGGAAAGACCAUGUCCUCCCAAGGUCGAGGAAGAGGCCGAGGUCGUGGAGGAAGAGGAAGGGGCUCACUAAAUCACAUGGUGGUGGACCACCGGCCCAAAGCACUGUCAGUUGGGGGACUCAUUGAAGAGGAAAAAGAUGAUUUACUUCAGCAUUUCUCAGCUGCAAACCAAGGGUCAAAAUUUAAAGACCGUCGGCUACAAAUAUCAUGGCACAAGGCCAAGGUGCCUUCUGUAUCUACAGAGACCGAGGAAGAAGAAGUCAAGGAGGAGGAAACAGAAACCUCAGAUUUGUUUUUGCCUGAUGAUGAUGAUGAAGAUGAAGAUGAAUAUGAGUCUCGUUCAUGGCGAAGAUGAAAUCUGAAGCGAGCUGUAUAAUUUUUUAGGAAUAUUUGUUUAGAAGAACAACUUUUAAAGUUAUUUAAAGACGUCAAUGAGCCAAAAAAUUUUUUUUAUUUUUCUUUCAACACAAUAGAUUUAAGGACAGCAAGUUUGCUAUUUAAACACAUCUCAUAACUGUUCAUAAUAUUAUAGCACCAAAGGCCUAGUACUUUUACACAGUUGUGAAGAUCCACAGGAUGACAUGGAUAAUCUCUAGAGCCUUAUUUUUCCACACCGCCUGUCUUUGUUGCUACUGGUGUUGGAUUAUGAUGUAAAUGACAGGGUGUUCAGAAAUUUUAUUUUGGAUUAUAAUCUGAUAAAAUUUCUUUAAAUGUCAAAAUUGCCUGGAAUCUCUUAACUCUUAGCUAUUAUGGAUGGGUCGUCAGACAGUAGGAGACAUUUGUAAUUGAAAUACCCUUCUGCUUUCAAGAGUUGUCUUGGAAGAAAAGUAAAUUUAUUUUCUUUUCUUUUUUUUUUUUUUUUACUGAGGAGGAGCCCAAUUUGUAUUAAAUCUAAAUUUGGGGUGGGAGGAGGCUUAUCUGUAGAAGUAAGUACUACUUUAGUGUAAACCAUACAAACUCUGUGUUCUUAAAUGCUAUAAGGUAAUGGAAGCUAGCUCUAUGGUAAUUUUAUUGUCAUUAUAUCAACUUUCCUGCACUUCUGUUGCUGCUGAUUCUUUACUUUGAAAUUAGUGAGUAUUGGUUCAGUUGGUUUGUGUUCUGUUUUUCUUUUUUAACAUUCUCAGGAUAUAAAAGGUUUUUACCCAUUGCCCCUUUUUCAAUUCCACUUUCUUCUGCCUUUUUAUUACUAGGCCCUACUUACCCAUUAUUGAGAUAUUCUUUUCGGUCACCAAAAGUCAACCCCUAAUAAAAAGUUUAAACCAGCAAACACCUUGAUAAAUGUUUAGAUGAGAAUAAUGGAAGAUUCAUGGAGAAAGUUAGUCACUAGCUUUUUUUUCUUUUUUAAUGCUUCAAUUUAGUUAAUAGUUACACAAAAGGGUUAAAAAGUGUCUGAAAUUCUUUUCCAAAAUUAAACCAUGAUGGUGAGGUGUUGGGGUAGGGUAGGGUUGAGGUAGGGUAGGGGGAUGGGUAUGCUAGUAAUAAAUGGGAGUCAUAACUUGACUUUGAUCAGAUGACCUUAUUUUUUUAUAAUUUUGUAGCUGUUGCUAUCCAUGAACAUAUGCAUCCUUCAGUAGACAGUUUCUUUCACUGUGUGCAUUUUUACUGUACACUGUAUAGAGUAGAGUAUCUGUUAAGUAAAAUAUAUGUAAAUGUAUGUCCUUGUGUUCUGAAUGUAAGAUGGAAAAACAGAGGAGUCACACUACACUGUAUUGACCCCUGAGGAAAUAAAAUGAUUAAUGUACAUAGGAUGUCACUUUUUCAAGAGUAUACACAUCUAUGUUUUUAUAUACGUGUGGUAUGAAAAUUUAAAACUUCCUGUUGGCUUCAAAAAGUUCUUGGUGAUCACUAUAUCAAGGAUUUUAUUUCUUGAAGUAAAGACUGUUUCUUAAAAUAGAAACUAUUCACUAAGAAACUUAAAACCAUCAGGACUCUAGAUUUACAUAGCUACGAGAAGUUAAAUCCCACGUUCUGAUUAUCUUUUCUACUUAUUUUCCUGGAAUGAUGUGUCAAACCAGGAUCAUUUUUAUGUUCAUUGUAACUUCCCCUUUGCAAUAAUAAGGACUUCCUCUUCCUAGGUGGUUGUUAUAUUUCUGAUAACACUGAAACUAAAAUAAGCUUAUACAAAGAUGAAAAUGUUACAGUGGGGUACCUAGAAUAAGCAAUCUUGCUCCUCCCUCCAUCAUCUCUAAUGAAAUUUUCUUGAUGUCUGUGGCUCAGUCGGUAUAUAUUUUGAAAGAUUCAUUGUGGUGAAUAUUUUGAGUCCUGACAGUUUAAGCGUGAUAGAGGGAACAAAGGAUUUAUAUAUUUUUUGUACAAAGUUUUUUCUUAAACUGUAUAAUUUUGUAAAUAAUUUGUUUUUGUUUUUUUGUGAACUAAAACUACCAGCGUAUAGAUUUCAAUAAGAAUUGUUGUAUUUUUGUAUUUGGAAACUGAAAAUUACAGUAAAUUAAUGGAGCUGUAAGAAAAUUUUCAGUAGACUGACAGUUCAACAGAAUGAGAUUCCUUUUCAUAUGGUUUUUUUUUUUUUUAACCUCAAAAUUGACAUCUUAUUACACUCUGUACAGGGAGAUUUGUUUGCCUUUUUAGUUGUUGGGAGAGAGGGGGGUGAAAGAGAAGAGUGUUAAAGUGAAGAAUAGACAGACUCUUUCCAGUAAGAUCCUUUGUAUAAAACUGAUUUUUCAAUGCACCUUAUAUAAGACUAAAAUACUUUUUAAAUGUUCUAAGAAUUCUAAAACAUUUUUGAUUCUCAAAAAUGAAUUCAAAAUAAUGAGUUAAAUAUAAUAUUAGAACAUUUAAGUUAAUGGUAACAUAAAAUAGUUGAAUAUGUAUUUUUUCCUUUAGGAUUUUUUUUUUAUCCCCAACUAUUAGAAUUUAUUUUAAAAGGAAGUACCAUAACUUGUUUUCUUGGUAUCUUCAGUUACAGAUAUAACAUAUACCAUCUGAGGCAAGCUGUAUUCUUUUUAAUGAGUGUGACAACUUUCUAAGUUUCUAAGUAGCUAAUGACCAAUCUGCCUAGGUCAGCCUGGUUCACUAGUGGAUUGCUGCCCAAGUUUAAAAAGGUAAACCCAGGGAACGCAGAAUUUCUUUGCAUUUCUUCAUGUGGGAAAGCAUUGAUGAUAAAUUGAAAAACGGUCUUGUUAUGAUGAAACAAAGGUCCUAUUGAUGGAUCAUUAUUUCGAAAAGAAGAAAAAAAUCAUGUGAAAAGGAAUAGUGGUUCUUCCUAUGUAUAGUACGCCUGUAUUAUAGUUUUUACAAAAUUGUGAACUUGUGUAAUAGUAUAAUAGGAGAUAUUGUUGAAUUUCUAACUGUUUAUACAUUUAAAUUCAUAUAUGUAAUGUUUGUUUUAUCAAUUACAAUCUGAAUUUCUAAGAAGCAUGUUGACUUUUGCAAUAAAGAUGCAAUAUGGAAUGGUUCACAAUCGGAAAAAAAAGAAAAAAGAAAAAAGAUAAAAGUAUUAUGAAUUUAAAAGAAUUUGGAAAAUUUAUGAACCAUUCCAAAAAUUAUAACAAUCACCAAAA